This is a messenger RNA of Vairimorpha ceranae, 261 nucleotides long. RefSeq names its product transposase. Bases 1 to 261 code for a protein of 86 amino acids. Gene Ontology annotation, molecular function: nucleic acid binding. The record is from RefSeq and is a predicted model, not a curated record. NCBI's taxonomy places the organism in Eukaryota, Fungi, Microsporidia, Nosematidae. The transcript has a single exon.
AUGGCGGGGCCUAUAAUGGUAUGGAUCUGUUUUUCUUACUAUGGAGUAAAAAAACUAAUAUUCAUUGAAAAAAAAAUUAAUGUAAUUAAAUACAUUAGGAUUCCUACUGAUGACUUAGAUGCUUCUGCAGAAACGAUGGGUCUUCCAGAGUACAAUUUCCAGCAAGGCAACGAUCCAAAACGUACUGCAAAUAUGAUAAAGCAGUGGUUUGCAGCAAAGGCUGUCGAGUUAUACCAUGGCCUGCUCAAUCCCUUGAUUUAA